Molecule: messenger RNA, 333 nt
Organism: Fusarium poae
Lineage: Eukaryota; Fungi; Ascomycota; Sordariomycetes; Hypocreales; Nectriaceae
Exons: 2
Coding region: 1-333 (110 amino acids)
Source: RefSeq, a predicted model, not a curated record
AUGAAGUUCACAACAUUAAUUACUACCCUUCUCUCUAUCACAACUGGGGCACAACUCGCUUCGGCUGCCUGUUGCGACCUCAAAGUCUGCGAUGGCUUCAACCUCAAGGGCAGAUGCAAGACUUCUUGCUACCAAUACACCAAUACGCCGAUCGCCAUCAAUGGAGAUGGAUUGAAGGGGCCUAUCGCUUCUGGCAAGACUGACACGGAUUGCAGAUGUACCUUGGGAAAGGACAACCAAUCCUGCAUGCUCGUCAACUCCAACAAAAGGGGCACCAAUGCCCCUAACCAUUGCCUCACUGGUAUUGCUUUUGCCCAAUGCCAGCGUGCUUAA